CGUACGCAGCAAGGCCGAAAAAAUGUUGUGUAUAGAAGCCUGUAAGAAAUGUCAGAGUCAAGGAAAUUAAAAUCUGCGAAAUGGAGACUUCAAGUGCAGGUGCUGACUUCGGUGUUAAUCUCUGUUUCAUUUGUGUUGUCUCUUAAAUAAUCGAAGAUGACAUCUGCAAUGUGGACAAAAAGAAGGUCUAACAAAACACCGAUGAUUCGAGAGAAAAAAUAUGCUCUAGUAGAGUUUCCGACAAAAAUAGCAGAACAACAACCUGUUGUUGAUUUGAUCCUUUCAAGUUGGAUCAUUGAAAAUACGCAGACAUGCUUUUAUCCAAAGCGGAAGGAUUAUUCUGAAAUAAAUAAUUGGAUUCAGGAGGAUAAAAAUCCAGAUGAUUCUUGGCUGAAGAAUCAAAAAAUUAAAAUCAUCAAAAAAUACAGAUCUUUGGAGAAGGCAAAACGCGGUUUGAAUAAGUAUCUGCUCACGCUUAAAGCAGGUGAUACCACUGAAACGUUUUUUUCAGAAAAUCAUGAAGAAUCCGAACCUUGAAGAAAUACCAUCCCGGCUGCUCGAGAGAAGCAUCACACUACGGGCGUUAGAGAGCAAGGAGUUCUCCAUAAAUCUUCAAAGCGAACAUCAGAUUCUACUCUUUCAGAAAA
Molecule: messenger RNA, 647 nt
Organism: Belonocnema kinseyi
Lineage: Eukaryota; Metazoa; Arthropoda; Insecta; Hymenoptera; Cynipidae
Exons: 5
Coding region: 157-537 (126 amino acids)
Source: RefSeq, a predicted model, not a curated record